This is a messenger RNA of Cadophora gregata, 717 nucleotides long. RefSeq lists its product as uncharacterized. The coding region runs from base 127 to 513 and encodes 128 amino acids. The record is from RefSeq and is a predicted model, not a curated record. Lineage: Eukaryota; Fungi; Ascomycota; Leotiomycetes; Helotiales; Ploettnerulaceae. The transcript has a single exon.
UCAGCACUUCAAACGAUAAAACAGACACUACAACACCUCACUCAAUCACUUCUCCAUCAAAACACUUUCCUCAAUUCCUCUCAACUCACAACAAAAACAAGUAAUCAACUCACCAAAUCACCAAAAAUGCAAUUCUCCACUCUCACCAUCGCCUUCUUCGCCCUCCUCCCAGCUCUCACCCUCGGCGCACCAGCCGCCUCCCCAGAACCCAUUGCCAUCGCCGAACCAGAGGCUGCAAUCGAAGCCCGCGCCAACACCGUCCGAGUCCAACUCAACGGCCUCUCUGAGCUCGCCGUCCAGCGCGAAGUAGCAACCAACAACGCCAUCACGCUCAUCUCGGGCCAAUUCACUGAUGGCUUCAUUGCCAACUUGAACGGUCAGAAUGGAGUCACUUGUCAGGCUUAUUCUGACAAAGCUGCUACCAAGAAAGUUGGUGGCAGAUUUGGAAAGGGUGGUGUCAAGUUCAAUGGAGGCAAGGCUGUUACUGUUGCGGCUGUUAAGUGCUCCAAGUAGCUGGAAUUGCAACUGGGCAGAGCUUGAAAGGGGGUGAAAUUGCGGACGUUGCUUUGUGUUUUUGAUUUUGUCUUUAGAAUUUGUUGGCAUUGCGGGCUAGCAUAGCAUUUUGUUGGUGGACAGCAUUGGGACGGGAGGGCGGACUGGUACUGCAUUGGGCUGCGUUGCAUUUUCACAUUCUUUCAAUAAAUAGACAGCAUUGAU